Messenger RNA from Lathyrus oleraceus (garden pea), 768 nucleotides. Its product is annotated as histone H4. NCBI's taxonomy places the organism in Eukaryota, Viridiplantae, Streptophyta, Magnoliopsida, Fabales, Fabaceae. The record is from RefSeq and is a predicted model, not a curated record. Gene Ontology annotation, cellular component: nucleosome. The transcript has a single exon. Gene Ontology annotation, molecular function: DNA binding; protein heterodimerization activity; structural constituent of chromatin. The coding region runs from base 273 to 584 and encodes 103 amino acids.
CGAAACAAAACAAAAUCGUACCGUUAGAAUUUAGUUAUCGACGCUCAAUAUUAUUUUUCCCAUAACGCGCGGAUCGGUAAUUUAGACCAUCGAUUAAAUUGAAUCCAACGACGAAUAUCAAAACACAAAAUUCAUUUUCAUCCUCUGCUCUUCCUCCCGCUCGCUCCGAUACAUAUAUUCCGAUCCCCAUCGGUAUUUCUCACUUCAAUUCAAAUCCGAAUCUAAAUCCCAAUUUCUCGAUUUCCUUUUGCUUCUCAAAUUUUCUAGCGAAAAUGUCAGGCCGUGGAAAGGGUGGUAAGGGACUCGGAAAGGGAGGUGCAAAGAGGCACAGGAAGGUUCUCCGUGAUAACAUCCAAGGUAUCACAAAGCCAGCUAUUCGUAGAUUGGCGAGAAGAGGUGGUGUGAAGAGGAUCAGUGGUUUGAUCUACGAGGAAACCAGAGGAGUUCUCAAGAUCUUUUUGGAAAACGUGAUCCGUGAUGCUGUUACAUACACCGAGCAUGCCAGGAGGAAGACUGUCACCGCCAUGGAUGUUGUUUAUGCUCUCAAGAGACAAGGAAGAACCUUGUACGGAUUCGGAGGUUGAUGAAGAAGCAAUCCUUUGUUUAUUUUUUUAGCUUUAGGUUAAUUAGCUGGAGUGUGUGAUGUUAAUUCUCGAUGCUUGUGAAGAUGUUUUAGGUUAAUUGAGACGUGUAAAUGCUCAAUGAAAUCAAUACUUAAAUCACAUGGAUUGAAAUUGAAAUAUACCGAAAACGAGCGUUUUUUUGUUA